GCAAGGAAACACACAAUAAUCAGUUACGAGGCUCAACAUCUGUCCACCCCCAACGCUCUGAAUCCGCCCAACCGCGUGAUACCUUCUGUUUGCCCUAUUUGAACAAGGCAUCCUCCUCACUUUCCCCCCCUUUGCGUCCUCUUUUUCUUGUCAUUCUUUCACAGCCUAUUACCACCCUUCCAAAACGUCCAGCGUCCUCCAAUUGCAGCGGUAGCGAUCGCUCAAGCCCUUCGUUUUGAUUUCGUUGCACGAACGUUCCUAGACGGGGCUGCGAUAAAUACUCUGUCUCUGUCGGCCAGCGUGAGACACUCGAGCUCGUUCCUCCUUUUGACUGAAGCUUCUACAGCUUCGGUCGGCCUCCCGGAAUCUAAACAAUGCCGACUUCUUUCGAAGAUCAUUGGAUCAAUGAUCAAGUAGGGACCGCCCCCGUCUCUGAGCUUGAGGAUACCACCAUUGCUGUCGAUGCAUCUUACUAUCUGCAACUUUUCCUUGCCAAUGCGCCCUACCAAGAGCCACUGCUGCCAGCGCUAGGCGGCUUGACUGGCAUCCAGUCCCAUAUUGAGAGUGAUCUAGACAGCUGGAAAGCGCACAAAGCCACUCCUUUCUUCAUAUUCAACGGGCAAUCUGUCGUGGGAUCCGACGAAAUUGCGAUCCAACGAGGUAUUAGGGCCAUUGCAGGAACAGAUGAAGCCUGGAGCUUGUACUUUCAGAGUCAGGCCAACGAGGCCGUAUCGGCAUUCGGCGCCAAUAAGGGAGCAUAUCAUGUGCAGAACUUGUAUCCCCUUCUCCAGGGUAUAUUACACCGUCGUGGGCUAUAUUUCAAAGUAGCACCUGUCAACGCAGCUGCACAAAUUGCCUUUCUUAACAUGAUUGACUCUGAUCAAUGCUCUGCUAUCAUGGGUUCUCAAGAGCUUCUAUUAUAUCCCAUUCAAGACCUCGUAAUCCGUUACAUUGACUGGGAAAACCGAACUUUUACUGGGAUUCAGAAGAAGGCCAUCAUUAAGAAUUUGGGUGUGACUGAACCAAUGUUCAUAGACGCGGUUCUCAUGACAGGAACGUCUUUUUUACCUAGCUUCCCUCCUCUCAAAGAACCAAGCAUCACCCCUCGCCAGCCUUCGACUGUGCAAGACGCAGUCAAUCUCUUAAGAACUGCAGAGAAAUCUGUCACAAAUGCUUGCAAUUCCUUCAAUGAUAUACUGAGCAAAAGAGAUCCGAAUUGGCUACAGAAGUACCGAAGAGCUAGAAUGAGUGUCGACCACUUCGUCUUUAUCGACGAGACCGGCGAGAUCAAAGUUUAUAAUUAUGAGACUCUGACCCACGACAACUGGGAAUACUUGGGGUAUCGGCUACCAGAAGAGCUUUAUCAUUAUCUUGACCGUGGUCUUAUUGGAGCGCGUCUCCCGAGCUGGAUUUCCCAUGGUCAGAUAGUCGUUUUCCCGACUCUUGACGGAGUCAGUCCAGUGGAAUAUCGACACUUGGUAACUGAUCAGCUGAUGAACCUCAGGCUGCUUGCCAUUUUCCUUGUGUUGUCACGUAUGAAUAGGGGUAUCCAAUUUAAACCCAUCAAUAUCAGACUUUGGUAUGAUGAGAAGUACUCCCACAAGAUUGAAUACCGCCCGCAGGAUCCUCAGGCUGUAAAGGCUAUUCAACAAGUACAUACUUGGGAUGUCAAGGAAACUACUGUGAAGCAACAUUUCCCUAACGCCAAGCAUGGAAGCGUUCUGUUUGAGGUGCUGGCUUUGAAGAAUCCUGAUUUCGCCAAGUCCACAAUCACCAAAGCGAAGAUCAAAAACAUCGCCUCUCGUGAACUGAUCUUAUCCAACACACUCUGGAGGUACUUGCACCUGCGGGGCUACGUUAACGAGAACCAUCAACUCACAUCUUGGGGCGAAGCACUGGCCAAGUCACUUGAGGCGCUGAAGCCAACAGUUUCGAAGCAUUCCACUGUUCCUGGCCUGUUUGAAGCGGUUCUCCUUGCAUAUGAAUUACUUCGGCUUGAUCUGUUGAACACACGUAAUCAACACCCAGAACUGAAUGGAUUACCGAUGACUGGUAGCGAUGAUGAUAAAGCAAGCCUUCUGCUUAUCAGUCGCUGUACAAUUCUGUUGAAACUACGCCAUCAGGCCAAUGGCUACACCGGUCCUCUGAGUAAAAACUUUCUGUGCUUCCGUUCUCUCAGCUCGUCCGUUCGUGAGUCGUGUCGCGACCUAUUUGAAGCGAUUGUGGCAUCAUUGUUCCUACAUGCGCAGGCCGAGCGUGAGCGAGAGGACUAUCUUCAAAUUGGACAGAGCCUGCCAUUCUUGACGGAUACAGACGUCGCGCUCGGAAUCGCUGUGAAGACGUUUCUGGACGACGUCCAUCCAAACGAGUCCGCAGAACAGAAAGCUGCGAAGAAGGCAGACUUCCCAGGCAAAUUUGUGCCUUAUGCAACGAACUUCUACGAAGAUUUAGAUAUUGCCUGCGAUUUCUUCAACGCUCUCCACGCAGGAGUCAAAACUCUUACAACUGAGUUGCCCAAUGGUGACAUUAGUGUGUGGGACAAGGCUGCUGUCUAUCUCCAACUCCGCCGAUAACACAGCUAUUUCCUUGGAUGAAUGGCAAUGAGUACGGCAGAUUCUAACUGUACCUCUACUAAGUGCAAGGCCAAGGUAAAAAGCAGUGAGUCGAUGUGCCGUUUAAUCGGGCUGUGGAAAUUGGCGCCCGUGCAUGUGGUAUGCUAUCUUUAACGUGCGCGUAGAUUUCCUCUUUGACACUACAGUACUAUAUGUCUACUACCAUGUGUAUUGGACCACUUACUGCAGGGCAGGGCCAAGUAAGAGGAAGAGAGCCUGCAAGCACUAUCAAAGCAGAAUCUAGUGGUGGUGAUAAUGGCGAGCGACUCAGGAUGGGGCGAUUAGGAGACAUAGUAGGCUGUUUAUUCUAUACACGUAACUACGUCGUCUAGUCAAGAUAGAAUAGUAGUCUGAUGAAGCGAACGAGAUGUAACUACGAAAUGCGUGCCACCAAGCAAGGACUGAAGCACUUGGGAGGCGUCUGCUUUUGUCAAUAUAUAAGUACCAUUUCACUUGGACAUACCUACCAGGGCAAAAUGUAAAGCACCUAACACCUUCUAGCUGGUGGUAUUAGCGUAUGUGUGUCCGUUAGUUCCAUCUAUUUAUCACGGCUACACGUUAAAUCGAGUCUUAUCACACGACAAUUCGCGGGGUGUUGCGUUCGAAGUGCCCAACACUUAUAUAAAACGUGGGGUGGCCAACAAUGUAACACUCGAACAGUCUACUAGGUA
Molecule: messenger RNA, 3283 nt
Organism: Xylaria bambusicola
Lineage: Eukaryota; Fungi; Ascomycota; Sordariomycetes; Xylariales; Xylariaceae
Product: nuclease-like protein
Exons: 6
Coding region: 375-2573 (732 amino acids)
Source: RefSeq, a predicted model, not a curated record